AUGGUAGUGGCAGUGCCCCUUCUGAACGUUAGAGAAAGCCAUGGUCUGCAUCUGAGGCCCCCCCCCCCCCCCCCCCCCCCCCCCCCCCCAAUUACCGCCCUCACGCACGGGCCCGGGUUCAGCGGCAGUCUCCGCGUGCACGUGCGAAAGUUUCUGCAGAUCCUGGACUCACCUCCAUCGCCCUCAGCUCCAGUCCCUCAGACUCUCACAUUACGGUUUGGGUUUCAUCAGAGAAACUGGAACAUCUACGAGGCUGGGUCUGGGUCUGGACCAGAGAGGACCAGCCUCACUCAGCCCAUCUCCUCUCCUGACCAGUGGACAUGUGACAUCACCUCUCCUGACCAGUGGACAUGUGACAUCACCUCUCCUGACCAGUGGACAUGUGACAUCUCCUCUCCUGACCAGUGGACAUGUGACAUCACCUCUCCUGACCAGUGGACAUGUGACAUCACCUCUCCUGACCAGUGGACAUGUGACAUCACCUCUCCUGACCAGUGGACAUGUGACAUCACCUCUCCUGACCAGUGGACAUGUGACAUCACCUCUCCUGACCAGUGGACAUGUGACAUCACCUCUCCUGACCAGUGGACAUGUGACAUCACCUCUCCUGACCAGUGGACAUGUGACAUCAUCUCUCCUGACCAGUGGACAUGUGACAUCACCUCUCCUGACCAGUGGACAUGUGACAUCACCUCUCCUGACCAGUGGACAUGUGACAUCUCCUCUCCUGACCAGUGGACAUGUGACAUCUCCUCUCCUGACCAGUGGACAUGUGACAUCACCUCUCCUGACCAGUGGACAUGUGACAUCUCCUCUCCUGACCAGUGGACAUUGGACAUGUGA
Molecule: messenger RNA, 843 nt
Organism: Knipowitschia caucasica
Lineage: Eukaryota; Metazoa; Chordata; Actinopteri; Gobiiformes; Gobiidae
Source: the annotation of a GenBank genome assembly